GGCAGCGAGCAAAGAGCCUUUUUCCUCGAUUUUCAGCGAUUUUUCGCCAAUUUUACUGUAAUUUUUGUAAAUUUUCUACACAAAUAUACAACAAAAAUACCCGGAAACACUAAAAAAACACCGUUGCGAUCGAUUUUCGACUCAAAUCAACCGACGAGCAGCAGCAGCAGCACCGUAUUCAAUUGCAGUUCGUUAGUUGCUUGAAAGCGCGAACAUCUAAACCCCCACGGAACCCCCCUAUACAAUCCAAAAAAACCACACAAAAAAUGGAAGGACAAAGUGAAGUUAUUCAGAAGAAAAAAGCCAGAACGAAGACAGGCUGUGAUGUUGGAUGUCAGACGGAGCAAGGAAGUCCCAGUGUGUUUCAACAAAUGAGCCAGCUGAUGUCCUCGUCCACGUCACAUGUAGGCACAGGCGCAGUCGACACAACAUCGUCAUCUGCAUCUGCUUCCGGAGCAUCCACGCCAGCCAAUCAAGCCGCUUCCUCGUCGCCAGCACCAUCGGGAGCCCCAGCAGCCGAUAAGAAGCUAACCGGACCGGCAGGCGUGAAGCCCAACGAAAUUGAAGCCUAUUUUGGUGAGAAGAAGCCGCCGAGUCUGAAUAGUUCGACGAACACGACGCAACCACAGCAGGCAGGCCAGACGACACAGAAGGCUCGUGCCGCGUCGACGACUGGCGUCGUUGGUGAAGGAAAGAAACAGAAUUCGAACGCAAACGCCUCCUCAUCAAACGCCGCGGCCGGUGCGACAAACGGAAAAGCCGUCGAUGGACCAUCAUGGAACGACGAGAACUGCAAACUUCGGCUCGUAAUCAAUCGAUUCUCGCAGUUGGAGGAGACAAUGUGCUCGCCGCCAAAAUCGAUCGAAGGUGUCUCGUGGAAGAUAAUGGUGAUGCCGAAACAGCAUAUGGUUCAGAAGAAACAACAAAAAUGCAUGGGAUUCUUCCUGCAAUGCGCACCCGAAAGAGCCUAUUCUGACCAAUGGAGCGUCCACGCGAUAGCCGACAUGCGAAUGAUCUCGUACAAGCCAAACGUGCCCCACUUUGCCCGACGAACGACACAUACGUAUACAUCGAAGGAAAACGACUGGGGUUACUCGUGUUUUAUGACUUGGGCGGAUAUCAUCGACGAGGCACAAGGCUACAUACGUGAUGAUACCGUAGUACUGGAGAUUGCUGUGAAAGCAGAAGCACCGAAGAACAUGAUGACACACGAGGACUUUCUUGAUAAGAUCAACAAAUGGAUAGUUCUGGCCGAUAUGCAAAUGAAAAAGAACAAUAUAGAUCUCGCGUUGGAAGCCAAUCAAAGUGCCAUGAAGUUCUGUAAGGGAAAAGACGAGGAAUGCUAUCAACGUCUCGAAACUCAACGGGAGACAUUUGUGAAUGCGAAGCUUUUCGAGAGUAUCGAGAGAAUUGAGAAGGGUCCUGUAGUUUGUACGGAUACGACUCACGGAAAACCAACGUCACUUCGACAGGCGCUAACUGGUGCUCAGAAAUCGUUGAAUGGGAAAAUGACGGCGAAGGGUGGAAAGAAGGCGCGUGCAGUGGUCACUGUUCAGCAAAUGAAGAAGAAGAAGCCGUAUGAUCAGAACAACACCAAUCAACAGAGAACCAACACUGGUGGGCCGACUGUUAAAGAUCUCGUCGAGAAGCGAAAGAGCAGCAAAUCGGAUGAUGCUCUCAAGAAGGAUCUGUUAAGAUCAAAGGAAGAGCUGGAAGCUGAUGAACAGACCGAAUCGGAAGACUCUCCAGAUGAGAAGGCAUUGGGAAGUGAUGAAGAGGAAGAAAUCGAGUUUGACGACGAAGAGUACAAUGAGGGUGAUUAUGGAAGUCAGGCAGAUGAGUGUAGCACUUUGGAGUUGUUCGGAAGUGGUCACGACGAGACAGAAGACGGUGAUCCGACCGCUUGGGACGACGAGACGACACUUCGGAUUCAGGAGGGCGAAAACGACGAGGAUGUGAUGGUUUGUGAUCGUAUGGUGCAGACGGACUUUGAGGAGGCUCUACGAAGUGUGCUCGAGGAUACGGCCGGCAAUUCAAUGUUCGACCAGGACGUGUACUUCUCGCAAACCGGCAUCGCCGCAGCCCCGGGCGACUCGAUUGAGAAGAUCUUUGGCGGAGAGAGCAGUGAGGGAGAGGACGCGUUUUCGGCUGCAGUGCUCGACGUUUUACCAUCGAAUACGCCGACGGCGGCCACCGCAUCUUCAGAGGAGCUGUGUCAACUGGUGAAUGCUGAGAAGCUCAUCAAAAAAUGGCUUGACGUCGAGGGAGCAUUGGGUGGAUAUGUGGAUCCGGAUGGUGUACUCGCUCGGCUCAGCGAUCAGGAUCGUCGGGAGCUGCUCGAGGAGCUCAAUUUCAAGCUGAAUCCGUUGAUCGUAUCGCUGGAUCACGAGUUUCGUGAAACAGUGAGCUGUGUCAAUAAUUGUCUGGAGAGUGCUCGGACGGCGUUGACGAAUUCACAGCGAACCGUUACAGAGUGUGAUCGGUUGAAGGACAUUUUCGAGGAGAAGCUUUCCGGUGGAUUUGUUAAGGAUCAGAAGCGACAAGCCGACAACAAGAAAACCACCACAAGUGCAGCUGCUACUUCUGGAUCCAGUGCAAAGUCUGUAUCGAAUGGAAGACCAACAGUCAUCGCAAAACGUUCCAUGAAGCAAGUGGUUCUUGAUUCGGAUCGUAACGAGGAGCGUGGGCGUGUAUCAGAGUUCUUGAAGACUUCGGAAAGUGCUCACGCGUUGAUUCAAGGAGAUGGGGAGACUCAUCGAAUGCGUGAUGCUCUCGAAGGAUUCAAGGAGCUUCAUCGUAAGAUUCAACCGAUGAUGAGCAUGAUCAACUCGAACAAUGAAGCAUUCCAUCGAAUCUUCACGCAGGUUACCAGUGAGAAUGGCGUUGUCGCGGAGAGUGUGAAGAAGCUUGUCACCCAACACGCUGCUAAUCAACAAGAUAUGAUGACGAAGGUUACGAAGGCUCAUGAAGCUUUGGAGUUGGCUGCAGAAGAUCGGAAGAAGAAUGAGAGGAGAUAUGAUGAGAAUGAUAAGCGAGCUACGGAAGAGUUUGAUAAGAAUCUGAAGGCUCAGAAGGAGAUCAAGGAUCUGAAGAAUUCGUUGAAAAAGGCGGAGAACAAGGCGACGAAGGAGGAGACACGCGCCACGACGCUUCAGGUUCAGCUCAAUGAGCUCGAGGAGAAGGCCAAAGUUGUGCGGAAGGAGUUGGAGACUUUGAAGAAGAAGUCAACCGAGGAGCGUGCCAAGACGAAGAAGGAGAAGGAUCGAGAUCUGCAGACGAUUCGUCAGCAAUCGAUUGAGAUUGUCGAACGGGAGAAGGAGCGUGAUCGGGCGCGUAAGGAGUUGGAGGACGUUACACGGCAAAAGGAGAAAUUUGAGAAGGACAAGAAGGCUGUUGGUGGGCAAUUGACGUCGAUGACCGAACGAGCACGUGCCGCGGAGGUGUGUGUGAUGGAGAACAAGUGGACGGCCGCGCUUGAGGAGUUCAAGAAGCGUCGGGAGGCGAUUCAGCACGGUUAUACUGAGACUGAGACACUUGAGAAGCGAGUCCGCCAAGCCAGCGACCGUGACGUCAUGCGCAAGUCCCUAGGCGAAUGGAAGGCUGCUCUUGACAAAUGUGAUGCUCAGAUCAAAUCGGUGAAAGCCGAGUACGACCACGCAAUCGAACAGAUCAAGAACGGUGUUAAGACAAUGUCACAGACUCUUGACAUCAAACUUCCAUCUGCUGAUCCACUUCCGAACCUUGUGAAGCCUCCACCAGUUCAAGUCGUCGCCCCAUCACCAUCUGUCAUUCCACCGCCGAUCCUUCCACCACCACCGCCGGCCGGUGUCAUUGGACAACAGAGAAAUCCGAUUGGAGGAGCUCGUCAGGUGCCGGUUGCCGCUGAAGCUCCGGCUGCUGCAGCUGCUCCAUCGCGUGCUCGUGUUCCACGUGGACCAUCUCCGCCGACGGCAAUGAAGCCUGGUGGAUCGGAUGCUCCGUCAUCACUGUGGUCGUGGAAUACGAUUGGGAAUCUCGGAGAUCUUCGUCCACCAUCGUCAAAUGAGUUUAAUUCGUCGAUGGAUUCGUUCCAGAAGGAUAUUUGGGCGGCGAAUGGAAAUGGAAAUGGAAGUCUUGGUUCUGACUUUUUGAGGGGCUCUCAAAACUCAAUGGCAAGUGGAUUGAGCUCAACUGGUGCUCCACAGCAACAGCAGCAACAAGCUCCACCACAACCAUCAUAUCUUCGUUCACAAUCAAGUCAAUCUCAACCUCAGCAGCAACAGCAGCAACAGGCUUCAAUGUCAAUGAGCCAGGCGACUUAUCAGCAACAACAUCAACAGCAGAAUCAAAUGCACCAUCAUCAUCAGACAAGUCGAAUGCAACGUGGAUAUGGAGAUUUGUGGAAUGCGGCGCCUGGAAUGCAACAGCAGCAACAGAACUCUUCUCAACAAGAUUAUCCGAAUCGUAUGAUGGCUCCUCAGCACAAUGGAGCUGGAGACUUGGCUAGUAGUCAAGGUUUCUCAAUGGGACAACAAUCUCCAUGGCACAAUCCACCAACUCAACAGCAACAGCUCCGCGGUGGUCAGGCUCCUCAGCAACAGCAGCAACAUAAUCACAAUAUGUUCCAGCCGCAUUCCUUCUUUGACAAUGGAAUGUAGAUGAUUUCUUCUCCCCCAACCACCAAGUAGUAUCACAUUAUCUGAGAAUAUUAAUAUUCUAUUUGUGUUUUCUUUUCAUUCACACUCAUAUUUCCCCUGCCCCUUUCUGAAAAAUGAGAAAAAAAAUCAAUUAUUUUUUCCAUAUUUUCUUGAUCCCCCUUUGAUCCCCUCUCAAUGUCAUCAUUUUUUUCCCACCACCCGAGCACAUAUAUAUUUCUGGCUAAAAAAGUUUCUUAUUUUUUUUGUUAUUUUUUCUUCCAAUUUUCCUAUCUGGGGAGCAACCUACAGUACCCCCCACUCGUCCUGAGAAUCUUUUUUUUCUCGCUUUCUGUUGUGCUUAUAUCAUCAAAAACACACACCUAGUUUUCCCUUUUUCUCCACCCCAUUGAAAAAUGUGUGUGUGUGUGAUGUUCACCUUUUCGACAUACACACACACAUAUAUCCAAUUUAAUAAACGUUUUCUUGCGGUUCAAAUUGGAAGAAAAUGUUGUUCAGAUUUUUUUUUGAUAGAAACAGGCCUGUUUUUAAUAUCACUUCAUUUAUUUUAAUUGUUUUGAAAAUUUGAAAAUUUGAAAAAAAAGAAACUGAAAA
Molecule: messenger RNA, 5228 nt
Organism: Caenorhabditis elegans
Lineage: Eukaryota; Metazoa; Nematoda; Chromadorea; Rhabditida; Rhabditidae
Gene: pqn-87
Product: MATH domain-containing protein
Exons: 15
Coding region: 267-4637 (1456 amino acids)
Source: RefSeq, marked reviewed